AUGAUCUCGCAGACCUUUGAUGAAGAGUCUCCCCAGCUUUUGAUUCAGCUCACCUUCCUUUCGUCUAACACCCAAGUCGAGUACUGGAUACUUGCUUGGCUUUUUUGCAUUCCGUUUCACACUACUACGCAUUUUUACGACAAGUUCCGUUCAACGUCCCUUUUUACGAUGCGUGCGUCCACUGUCGCUCUUCUUGCUAUCGCCACCGUCGCGGCAACUCCCGUCAUCGCCGGUCCAGUUCACUUCAUUGACGGGUUCCACCCUCGCAUCGGCGUCGUCGAGCACCCAUCUGUCGCGCGUGAGGACGUGCUCGACCGACGCGAUCCCUAUCGACCUCGGCCGACUGGGCCGAUAGGCGGUGGAAGGUUCCGAGGAAAGCGAGGCGAGGACAUGCUCGAGAGUCGCGGACGUGGAAGUGCCGGUGGUGAUGUCCGAGGGAAACGUGAUGACGAUGUCCUCGAGAGACGCGGACGUGGAAGUGCCGGUGGAAACGUUCGAGGGAAACGCGGUGACGACCUGCUCGAGCGGCGCGAUCCCUAUCAACGCCCUGGACCAGCUGGACCAGUGAGAGGCUGGCCAGUAAAACCGCGCGAGGAGCUGUUGGAGCGUGAGGACUUGCUGGAGUCGCGGGAACCCUUAUACGGGUUCAGGAUCGGCACCGUCGUGCGCCCGUCGCGGGUUCGCCGGGAUCUGCUGGAGAGGGAGGAGUUGUUCGAGCGUCAGGCAGAGCUCGAGCAGCGCGAAUCCCUUGAAGAGCUGAACUGA
Molecule: messenger RNA, 765 nt
Organism: Sparassis crispa
Lineage: Eukaryota; Fungi; Basidiomycota; Agaricomycetes; Polyporales; Sparassidaceae
Exons: 4
Coding region: 1-765 (254 amino acids)
Source: RefSeq, a predicted model, not a curated record